AUGAUUGUUUUAACUGUGUUGGCUUUGGCGGUGGUGGCAGAGGGAUACCGCCUUGACAGCCCGCCUCCCUCGCCAAUGGGGGUAAAUAUGAUGAAGAAGAUGUGUCUUCAGAACGGUGCAAACUACACCGCGGUUGAGAAUGCAGCUGUACAAUUUGUCAACUGUAUAGAAGUUGACUUUGAAGUGAAAAUGUUUGAAAGUGAAUUAAAAGAGGCCUUUAUGUAUCACAGCUAUAGUGCCUUUAAUAGAGUCUUUCAAAAGUAUUGUCGCAAGACCCCGGAGAUAAAAGCUUGCUAUCAUAAACUGGUGGACGCAGUGGCUCCUUGUUUCGGCGACGGGAAACAAGAUUUGGCAACAAUCUCCGUGAACAUGAACGACCAAAUCUUGGACUACGUGUGCGAAAACGAUGGUUACAUUAUGACAAAAUUCGUCAUGGAGGGUGGUCCACAGUGUUUUCAAGAGAAAACGUAUGAUAUCAUGAUGUGCACCGAAAUGUCUAAGAGCUCGGUUCUAAACAUGGAACAGAGUUCGUCUUUAUCAGUAACUGAAAAUUUUCGUGUAUAUGAUAACCUUCUAAAAUGCAUUCUUCAAAGCGUAGAAACCUGUAACAGUUCUAUAUCUACAAGGAUUGUCAAGAGGGUUGGUGAAAUUGUCAAACAAAGUAUCCUCAAAGAAGUAAACAACGCGACUGCAAGAGUCUCGACAGAGCGGGUGUGGCAUGAAUCAACAACACCACGUACGAACGAUAACUCAACCAAACAAUACUUUUAUAGACCCACAACCUCAACCGAACGAUACUUGUAUAGUCCCACAACUGAACGAUACUUGUAUAGACCCACAACCGAACGAUACUUGUAUAGACCCACAACCUCAACCGAACGAUACUUGUAUAGUCCCACAACCGAACGAUACUUGUAUAGACCCACAACCGAACGAUACUUGUAUAGACCCACAACCGAACAAUACUUGUAUAGACCCACAACCUCAACCGAACGAUACUUGUAUAGUCCCACAACCGAACCAUACUUGUAUAGACCCACAACCACAACCGAACGAGUUUGGCAUAAACCCACAAUUACAACUGAGCAAGUGGGGAAUCAUGUUAAUACAGCUUGGCAGAACGAAAAAGGUGCGCCCACGGACGGCAGUUAUAACACUCAGAUUCAGUUCGGACACAUAGGAACACAUAACAAUAUUGAUCAGGACACGAAGAAUAUCGCAUGUAAUCCUCUGAAGAGGCUCUUCAAAGCAUCAGGAACUUUUAACGUAGCUUUCAAUGCCGACAUCAAUAUUUAA
This is a messenger RNA of Arctia plantaginis, 1296 nucleotides long. The record is from the annotation of a GenBank genome assembly. Lineage: Eukaryota; Metazoa; Arthropoda; Insecta; Lepidoptera; Erebidae.